This is a messenger RNA of Gongylonema pulchrum, 483 nucleotides long. Lineage: Eukaryota; Metazoa; Nematoda; Chromadorea; Rhabditida; Gongylonematidae. The record is from the annotation of a GenBank genome assembly.
AUGAAACGACGAAUCAAGGCUGGCGAAUAUACUUUUCACUCGCCUGACUGGGACUGCAUAUCAGAUGAAGCAAAGAAUUUGGUACGCAGAUUACUGGUGACAGAUCCAGACAAAAGAAUGACAAUUAAGGAAUUUAUGCGUGACCCAUGGAUUCGACGGCACAAAAAAGUACCGAAAAGUAUUCUUAGCACACCGAGCAAUUUGAACGAAGAAACUGUUACUGAAAUUGAGGAAGCGCUAGAAAGGGAAUUGACCAGCAUGCGUAUCCUGGACAAUGCUGUGAUACUAAAACCAAUAGUGGAAUCAAAAAGCAACAUGUUGGAACGCAGAAAAGGUGCUGUCGACGAGAUUCUGAGCCGUUAUAACGAGAAGCUAAAGUCCUGCAUGGGAUCGGUAAAGGAAGUUCUGGUCGAUUUACCUAACGGAACAGUGGAAAUGCAAUAUGUCACUGAAAAACUGGAAGGAAAUGAAAACCAUACAUGA